CUUUAUUAUGCUGUUAAUUAAUUACUGCGUGUCACUGCGCGCGCACCCCUUCACACGCUCGCUUGCUUCCUGCGUCCGCCCUCAGGAUCUGAUCUGAGCCAACCCAACCCAACCCAAACCGCAAUCCCAAGCCCAUCGCAUCCGAACACCAACUGCCAGAAUGAUCCGGCCACACAAUCACACGCCAGCUCCAGCACUGUCUCAUUAUCCCCUUCCUCGCCCACCUCAUCAUCACUCUUCCUCCUACACUCACCCACCUUGAAACAUCUUCACCACACCCUCCAACCACCGCCGGCACCACUCAGCUAGAAAACUCUACAAUAAUAUCUCAAUCGUCAGCUCCACCAAGAAAUAAUUUCAGCCGCCGGCCUUCAGAACUAAAAACCGCUCAGACAGUCUUCGAAAGGCUGCACUAGCUACGUCUGCUGCCUGUCGCCUAACUUUCUCAUCGAACCACGAUACCACAACGACACUGUCCACCUAUGGCCCUGUCGUCCUCAAGCACCGCAGGCCGGUCGCCGUCAGCCUCGACUGCUCGAGCGGACAAGAACAAAAAGCAAGGCAAGAUUAUCAUACUCAAGCUGUCACCAAAGUUGCUACGGCAAUUUGAAGAGCCUACGGCCAAACCAGAAGAACAGUCGACAGCAUCGGUUGGUUCCUCGCCGACGCCUCCAGAUGAAGAUGCUUCCACACUCAAGGUUCCCGAGGCCAAUGACAACGCCUCAGAGUCCAACUCAACACCUGCACCUACACCCACCGACCCUGCUGCUGCCGACGGCUCAAAGAAAAAGAAAGGCGGCGCAGGAGGGGCCAAGAGGAGUCUUGGGCAGAUGAUGGAGUCGAAUGGGACACCAAAACCACGCGGCAAGCCAGGUCCAAAGAAGAAACCCAGACUGGAAGAUGGUUCGAUUGACCACGGUGCGAACAAAGGUUCGGUCACCACAGGCCCCGGUCUUGGUGGUCACAAGCUAGGACCAAAGGCCAACCAAGGCGCUAUCAACGCAGGCCUUCGAGCUCUUGACCGAUCUGGCAAGCCUUGCCGCAAGUGGGUGAAGAAAUCCUUCACCUUGAAGAGCUUCACUGGGGUUACUUGGGAACUUCCUUCGUGGAAGGGUCAUGAAAGACCUGGGCAGGUGAACGGUGAAGAGUCGAGCGAGACAAAAGACAUCUCACUGCAAAGUAGCAGCGAUGUCAAACCAAAUGAGAGCGACGCCGCCAUGGACAGCAACGCCGGUGACCAACCUGACCCCAUGGCAUUGUCUACACCGGCUGCCAGUUCUCCGCCUCCCAUUCCACCGCAGUCCUCAGCUAUCGCAGCACACGGUUAGCCAGAAGAUCUCGGGAGGGUAUGUUACAACUAUCAUUCAAUGUCUCCCUAGACGAGAUAUGGAUGGUCAUGGUUCCACUAGAGUGGCAUACGACUCUUCGACUGAUCAUUGAUGCAUAUCAGCGCUCUCACGACAGCAUAAUACGGAAUGACGUUGAACGGUGUACUGAGUUGGCGACAGGCAGAGUUGCGAAAAUCGCGAUCAUAUGUUUAGCACGGCGUUAUGGGGGUAGGGAAAAUUUGUCCGAUGGCACAGCGGCGCAACCAAUGAGUCUAUGGGAAGGGGUGUUCCUUCACGCUGGAGAGCAGGCCUCACAGAAAUAGGCAAAGCGGCGCCGAUACCUCGAGGACAAGUCGAGCUUUUUCGAUUUUCCGCCUUGAAUACAGCCUGGUAGGUCAUGUUUAUGUAUGAAUAGAUGCGACUUCAACAUCCGA
Molecule: messenger RNA, 1762 nt
Organism: Exophiala dermatitidis NIH/UT8656
Lineage: Eukaryota; Fungi; Ascomycota; Eurotiomycetes; Chaetothyriales; Herpotrichiellaceae
Exons: 2
Coding region: 483-1328 (281 amino acids)
Biological process (GO): chromatin remodeling
Cellular component (GO): Ino80 complex
Source: RefSeq, a predicted model, not a curated record